Molecule: messenger RNA, 1873 nt
Organism: Pungitius pungitius (ninespine stickleback)
Lineage: Eukaryota; Metazoa; Chordata; Actinopteri; Perciformes; Gasterosteidae
Product: actin-related protein 2/3 complex subunit 1B-B-like
Exons: 10
Coding region: 345-1493 (382 amino acids)
Biological process (GO): Arp2/3 complex-mediated actin nucleation
Cellular component (GO): Arp2/3 protein complex; actin cytoskeleton
Molecular function (GO): actin filament binding
Source: RefSeq, a predicted model, not a curated record
CGUUACACCCAUUUUCCGGGCUCAUGCGUUGGGCCUGCAUAGACUUCCUGUAUGCCUCCUCCCCCCCUUCCCCCCUCUGACCUCCCCUCCCUCUCCUCGGCUCUCCUCUCUCUUCCCUGAGCUCACUCUUGUCGUUGGCGUUCGCGUUGACUGGCCAGAGUCCGCGGGGGCUGAACACCGUCGUCAUCUCCGUUUUGAUCCUUCCUCUCUGCAUCCCUGCAGCUAUUCCCCCCGUUUUCACCUCAGCACGGGCCCCCUCGGGACUCGACAGUUAUCUCACCGCUCACCAGACGCAGGUUCCUCGCAGCCCUUCCGGGGUCCCGUUUCUCGACGUCUGAUUGGCCAUGGCGUACCACAGCUUCCUCCUGGAACCCAUUAGCUGCCAUGCCUGGAACAAAGACCGUACCCAGAUUGCCAUGUGCCCCAACAACCACGAGGUCCACAUCUACAAGAAGGAUGGGACCCAGUGGACCAAGAUCCACGAGCUGAAAGAGCACAACGGGCAGGUGACAGGUAUCGACUGGGCCACGGACAGCAACCGCAUAGUGACCUGCGGGGCGGACCGCAACGCCUACGUGUGGUCCCUGAAAGAGGGCGCGUGGAAGCCCACCCUGGUCAUCCUCAGGAUCAACCGCGCCGCCCGCUGCGUCAAGUGGUCGCCGCAGGAGAACAAGUUCGCCGUGGGCAGCGGCUCCCGCCUCAUCUCCGUCUGCUACUUUGAGCAGGAGAACGACUGGUGGGUGUGCAAGCACAUCAAGAAGCCCAUCCGCUCCACCAUCCUCAGCCUGGACUGGCAUCCCAACAACGUGCUGCUGGCGGCGGGAUCCUGCGACUUCAAAUGCAGGGUGUUUUCCGCCUACAUCAAGGAGGUGGAGGAGAAACCCGGCCCGACCCCGUGGGGCAGCAAGAUGCCGUUCGGCGAGAUGCUGUUUGAGUCCGGCGGCUCCGGGGAGGCGGGUCAGGCCGCGGCGGGGGGCGGAGGCGGAGGCUGGGUGCACAGCGUCUGCUUCUCCCACUCCGGCAGCCGCCUGGCCUGGACCUCCCACGACUCCACGGUGUGCGUCGCGGAGGGAGGCAAGAGCGGCACGGUGAACAGUCUGAGCUCCGAGUCUCUUCCUCUGCUGUGUGUCACCUUCAUCACCGAGAACAGCAUAGUGGCAGCUGGCCAUGACUGCUACCCGGCGCUGUUUGUGUACGACGGGGCCCGGGCCAGCCUGACGUUUGGUGGCAAGCUGGACGUUCCCAAGCAGACGGCCCAGAAGGGCAUCAGUGCCAGGGAGCGCUUCCAGAACCUGGACCGCCGGGCCUCCGAGACCCAGAGCACCGACAAGGACCUGAACACCCUGCACAAGAACAGCAUCAGCCAAAUCUCAGUGCUGGAAGGAGGACGCAACAAGUGCACCAAGUUCUGCACCACCGGCAUGGACGGAGGCCUGGCCAUCUGGGACGUCAAGAGUCUUGAGUCUGCAAUGAAGGAUUUAAAGAUUGUCUAAACCGGAGAUUACAUCACCUCACUCGACGGAUUUUAGCUUCUGGAGAAAUGAAGGAAAACUGCUGCCUUAUUACACAAAGCUUUAUUGGCCUUAUUUUAAUCAGGUAUUUUUUUAUUCUAUCGAAAAACCACCAGACUCGGGUCAAACAGUGUUUGUAAUCCCUCUGAAACUCUUUGCUGAGUUUUGUUAAACUCAACAUUAAAUAUGAGGGACUGCAAACAGUAGUUUACGAGUUAUCUUCGUAUAGUCUCCGCCUGAGCGUAACGCUACAAGCAAGAAUUUUAUAUCAGUCAUGAUGAAAGGCUACAGAAUGUGUUAAAAAGCUUAUGCUGGUCAUAAUAUGCAUUUAAUAAAUAAGUGCUGUUACAGUACUCAACAAA